This is a messenger RNA of Eubalaena glacialis (North Atlantic right whale), 1050 nucleotides long. It is a transcript of the gene ISL1, whose product is annotated as ISL LIM homeobox 1. Gene Ontology annotation, biological process: positive regulation of transcription by RNA polymerase II; neuron fate specification; axonogenesis. The transcript is spliced from 6 exons. The coding region runs from base 1 to 1050 and encodes 349 amino acids. NCBI's taxonomy places the organism in Eukaryota, Metazoa, Chordata, Mammalia, Artiodactyla, Balaenidae. The record is from RefSeq and is a predicted model, not a curated record. Gene Ontology annotation, cellular component: nucleus. Gene Ontology annotation, molecular function: cis-regulatory region sequence-specific DNA binding; DNA-binding transcription factor activity, RNA polymerase II-specific.
AUGGGAGACAUGGGAGAUCCACCAAAAAAAAAACGUCUGAUUUCCCUAUGUGUUGGUUGCGGCAAUCAAAUUCACGAUCAGUAUAUUCUGAGGGUUUCUCCGGAUUUGGAAUGGCAUGCGGCAUGUUUGAAAUGUGCGGAGUGUAAUCAGUAUUUGGACGAGAGCUGUACGUGCUUUGUUAGAGAUGGGAAAACCUACUGUAAAAGAGAUUAUAUCAGGUUGUACGGGAUCAAAUGCGCCAAGUGCAGCAUCGGCUUCAGCAAGAACGACUUCGUGAUGCGCGCCCGCUCCAAGGUGUACCACAUCGAGUGUUUCCGCUGCGUGGCCUGCAGCCGCCAGCUCAUCCCCGGGGACGAGUUCGCGCUGCGGGAGGACGGGCUCUUCUGCCGCGCGGAUCACGACGUGGUGGAGAGGGCCAGCCUGGGCGCCGGCGACCCGCUCAGCCCCCUGCACCCGGCGCGGCCGCUGCAAAUGGCAGCCGAGCCCAUCUCCGCCCGGCAGCCGGCCCUGCGGCCCCACGUCCACAAGCAGCCAGAGAAGACCACCCGCGUGCGGACUGUGCUGAACGAGAAGCAGCUGCACACCUUGCGGACCUGCUACGCCGCCAACCCCCGGCCCGACGCGCUCAUGAAGGAGCAACUGGUGGAGAUGACCGGCCUCAGUCCCCGCGUGAUCCGGGUCUGGUUUCAGAACAAGCGGUGCAAGGACAAGAAGCGGAGCAUCAUGAUGAAGCAGCUCCAGCAGCAGCAGCCCAAUGACAAAACUAAUAUCCAGGGGAUGACAGGAACUCCCAUGGUGGCCGCCAGUCCAGAGAGACACGACGGUGGCUUACAGGCAAACCCAGUGGAGGUGCAAAGUUACCAGCCGCCUUGGAAAGUACUGAGUGACUUCGCCUUGCAGAGUGACAUAGAUCAGCCGGCUUUUCAGCAACUGGUCAAUUUUUCAGAAGGAGGACCGGGCUCUAAUUCCACUGGCAGUGAAGUAGCGUCGAUGUCCUCUCAGCUCCCAGAUACACCUAACAGCAUGGUAGCCAGUCCCAUUGAGGCAUGA